This is a messenger RNA of Larimichthys crocea (large yellow croaker), 2377 nucleotides long. RefSeq names its product geranylgeranyl diphosphate synthase 1 (gene ggps1). The transcript is spliced from 5 exons. Bases 503 to 1450 code for a protein of 315 amino acids. Gene Ontology annotation, biological process: isoprenoid biosynthetic process. The record is from RefSeq and is a predicted model, not a curated record. Gene Ontology annotation, molecular function: prenyltransferase activity. NCBI's taxonomy places the organism in Eukaryota, Metazoa, Chordata, Actinopteri, Sciaenidae.
CCCCACCCACUCUGCGCCUGCUCUGUGAUGAAGCUGAAAGCAUAUAUAGGCAGCUCGUCGAGCCUCGCUUUAUUCGUGAAGUGUCUAUAAACCCCGCAGCGGGAACGUUAUGUUAGCGUAGCAUAGCAUCGCAUCAGGUGAAUUAUCCAGUCACACGCGGGAGUUAAAAUGAUAUGAAAGUGUGGAUGUGGCAGUCAUAUCGUGUGCCUUAGUCGACCAGCGUCGACGUGGGCGCUUUUGCUUUGGAUUUAAAAAAAAGAAAGAAACGCUCAGCUGUGUUAUAUUGACGCGUUUAUGUUAGCCCGCUAACGCUAGCUAACUAGCAAUCUGGCUAACACAAGAGCGGCAAGUUAGCGGACUGACGGACAGCAGCCCAGACAGUAACAGGACAAACAGGAGGAAAAAAAACAAAAAGGCUGCCAGGCAGUUCACAAGAUAGCUAUUCUGUUCAGACAAAGUUGUCGCAAUAUCUCCAGAGCGAGAUCUGUGUAAACUUGAAGCAAUGGACGGUGACGCACAAGCCACCUCUGAGCGAAUUCUGCUGGAACCAUACAAGUACUUGUUGCAGCUUCCAGGCAAGCAAGUGAGAACCAAACUAUCCCAAGCAUUUAACCACUGGCUUAAUGUUCCAGAGGACAAACUGCAGGUGGUCAUCGAGGUGACUGAGAUGCUGCACAACGCCAGCUUGCUCAUCGAUGACAUCGAGGACAGCUCCACACUGAGGCGAGGCUUCCCCGUGGCCCACAGCAUCUACGGCAUUCCCUCCGUCAUCAACUCGGCCAACUACGUCUACUUCUUGGGCUUGGAGAAAGUGCUGACAAUGGAGCAUCCCGAGGCUGUCCGGGUGUUUACCCGGCAGCUGCUGGAGCUGCACCGCGGUCAGGGCCUGGACAUCCACUGGAGGGACACCUACACUUGUCCCACUGAGCAGGAGUACCGCAACAUGGUGCUGCAGAAGACUGGGGGGCUCUUUGGCCUGGCCGUGGGCCUGAUGCAGCUCUUUUCAGAUUGGAAACAGGACUUGAAACCCCUCCUGGACACACUGGGCCUCUACUUUCAGAUCCGCGACGACUACUGCAACCUCAGAUCUCGCGAUUACAGCGAGAACAAGAGCUUCUGCGAGGACUUGACCGAGGGCAAGUUCUCUUUCCCCACCAUCCAUGCCAUAUGGUCGCGUCCAGAGAGCACCCAGGUUCAGAACAUCCUGAGGCAGCGCACGGAGAACAUGGACAUCAAGCGAUACUGCGUGGACUACCUGGAGAAAGUAGGCUCGUUCGCCUACACCCGCCAGACUCUGCGGGACCUGGAGGUGGAGGCCUACCGCCUCAUCAAAGAGUUUGGGGGAAACCCUCAACUGGAGAGCCUUGUCAAACACCUCAGCCAAAUCUAUCGUGAGCCUGAAGACACAGCAGAGUCUAGUACUGAGCCACAGUCCAGCCACAACCAGUGAGCAACUUUUCUCCUGCACACUCCACUAGCACAGAAGCUUUGCUAAUACACUGAUGCAGACACAGAAGCUGAACGCACAUACCCGUAUCGUAUGAAUGUAACCAUGAGCACUUAAAUUCUAGUAGACAGCAAAGCAGCCCCCGACUGUUGCCUCUCCCUUUGUCCUUCAAGUGUUGCUUAACAAAAUACACAUCGGCGAUUUUUGUGUCCGAGUUAUAGCUGUGCUGUCAGCGGAAGAAAUCAAUUAAAACUAACUUCUUGCAGUUUUUGGUUUGCUUUUCUGAAAAUAAAAACUAACAAGACGGCAGCAGAGCUUAAAAGCCUUCUUUUCUAUGUGCACUCCAGUGCAUAUUAAUGUAUUUUUUUUAUGUUUUUUCCACCAAAUGAAAAGUGUUUAUCUAGAGCCGAGUGACUUCUUUGUAUUGUGUUUUUUUUCUUUCUUGAAUUCUCUCAAGAAAAAUAAGAUGAAAGUGUCUCGAGUGUAUGAUGUGUGAUUUGGGGAUCCCUAAUCAUCACCAGAGUGCCAAUCCUGUAGAAAAAGACAUCUGCAACUCAAUUGUCUAUUUGUUAUGUAACACACUGGUAUUACAUGCAAAAUAGUGCUUGUGGUGUUUGUGUUCAGCCUGAUAAGAAUACCGUUUGUUCAGUUUAUUAAAAUCUGUUUCUGUUCAGAUUCAACACAGUUCACACCUCUAAUAUUUCAUUGGGGUGAUUCAGUUCUGAUAUUUGUAAGCAGACUCUGUUUAUGCUCAGUUUUAUACGAAUGCUGUUUAUUAUAUAUGUUAUUGAAGACCGUUUCCAUCUGGUUCAGACUCAGCACAGUUCGCACCUCUUGUAUUUUAUUAAGGUGAUUAAUUUCUGGUAUUUGUAAGCAGACACUGUUCUUGCACUUGACAUCUGUUGAAUUAAAAAAAACCUUCAAAAAUAA